UAUUUCUUUUCAAGGCCAUUAACAUCUUGAAAUUAGCAGACGUAUGAGAGUAUGAAAUAAAAUAAACGCAAUUCUGCCGUUACGGAAAUUUUAUUGAAUUCAAAGAUUUUAUCCAAGUGAUGAUUAUUGGUGCAUCAAUUUGAUUUCUUUUUUCUUCCUUUUUUUUUUUUUUCCAGAUACGGUGAUUUCGUUGUAAACCCGCUCAUCAAAGGAUCUCCCCCUCUGAACCCUGCAGGCAUGGAUCAGAAGGCAGUGUGCGCUGGAUGCCACCGGCCGAUCAGAGACAGGUUUCUCCUGAGGGUCAGUGAUGGCCUCUGGCAUGAGGAGUGCGUGCGGUGCGCGGCGUGCGGGGAGCCGCUCAGGAAUUCCUGCUUUCUGCGGGACCGCAAACUUUUCUGCAGACGGGACUACGCUCAUCUGUUUGCAGUGCAUUGUGGGGGCUGUGCGGAGGCCAUCUCCCCUGCAGAGCUUGUGAUGCGAGCCGGAGCCGCUGCUUUCCACCUGCGCUGCUUCACCUGCAAAGUUUGUUCCUGCCGCCUGCAGACUGGAGACCGCUGUGUCCUCAGGGAGGGACAGCUUCUGUGUGCCAGAGAGGACUACCAUCAGUAUCUGGCGAGUCCAGCAUCUUCAGAUACCGCAGGUAAAAGUGACGAUGAAGAAGAGGAGGAAUUGGGGCUGAUUACGCAGAGGCGAGGCGGUGCAGAUAAUCCAGAAACCAAACGUCCCAAAAGACCUCGCACUAUUCUGACCACCCAACAAAGACGCACCUUCAAGGCUUCCUUUGAGGUCUCAUCAAAACCUUGCCGAAAGGUAAGGGAGACCUUGGCAGCAGAAACUGGCCUAAGUGUCCGGGUUGUGCAGGUCUGGUUCCAGAACCAGAGAGCUAAAAUGAAGAAAUUGGCCAGAAGACAACAGCAGCAGGAGCAGCAACACACCCAGGAGCAGUGCGAACUCUCAACAGUGCCCUCAUGUGGCAGUUUAGGUUCAGAGACAAAGUGCAUGGGGCCAUCUUUUGCCCAUGUUCAGCAGCAGCAGCAGAUGGGGCUCACCACUCUGGAGCAGCAGGACUGGGACACAGACCCCUUCAGACAGGGCCUGACUCCACCCCAGAUGCCAGGGGAUCACAUGCACCCUUACGGUUUUCAAGACUUGUAUGGGGAAAUAGACAGGGAGUCUCUGUGCCAUGUUGCUGACAACGACUGCCUCUCUCUGGCUGGAUCGUCCCCACUCACUCCCAUUGACUGCCUCUAUUCCAUGCAGGACUCAUACUUCACCUCCUGAGGGUGGAGUUCAGGCUCAGGGAGAAGCUGCAAUCCACUCUGGAAACACACUUUUAUCUCCCCAGGCUAGUUAGGUCAACAAAUGUAAAAUUUCAGAAGUGGACAUGGAUACACUGCGAUGCCAUGUAAUUUAACAUAUUCAAUUCUUGGUAAACAUUGUCACUUCGCUUCAUUUAAUACUUUCCAUUUCCCAUUUGCAGCACAAUGUCUAGAAAGUGCAUAAACCCUCCAAGCAUGGUGCUGUUCCCCUCACUUUUCAUGGUUAGACAGAAACCCCUUCUGUUCAUGUACAUAAAUAACUUCGGAGUGUAUUUGUAUUUAUUCUCACAAUGUGUGUGUGUAUACUGUUCAAUCAAAAUAAUAAAAAUACAUCCAAGAUACGCCAGAUUUUUUUUUUAGAAGAUUCUUUGGGUGACAUGCAGGUGAGUCCAUCCUCAUCACCUAUCAGUCCCAUCUAAGUGAUGGGUCAGUGGAUCUUCUUCCCCUGGCCGUUGCAUGGAUCUGUAGAUUGUAAAUUGCGGAGCCUCCACAGCUGUAUGGGUCAGCGGCAGGUAAGCAUUGCAUCCAUGCCGUCUUCAUCAACGGUCACAUUGUGCUUCUUGCAUUCUUCUGCCUUCUCCUUCUUCCAGUGGAUGAGGGAAGAGGGUGGGGUGGUGGGACCACCCAGGCACUGUGCCCGACUGGAACGCUUCCAAUCCUUUGGACGGGAGGCUGAGAAAACCCUCAGAAUAGACGAGGCACCAGACAACGGAGGGGCUGAAAGCUGUGUCAGGAGAGAAUGCCCAGCGUGACGUGAAGAUACGAAGCCCAACUGUACGGAUUGCCUCCUUGCCCCUGCCGUGAACCCUCUCCUGGACUUGUCUCACAUUUCCCACUAUGAAAUCAGACCUCGCAGAGCAGAGAGCGCAAGUCAUUGGUCAGGAACAAUCUAAGUGUCUGUCAGCGGGGUGAUCUGCUGCCAAGCAGAGAGCUGAAGAAGUGUGUAGCAGAGAAUAUCUUCGUGUGAGUCCCUUUGUGUCUGUAUCUGCUCCAAGUAUCUGCUGGCAUUUGCAUGAAUCCAAGCUCAUGUGCACGGAGGAGCAACACCGUUUGCUUUAAAGGCACAUUAUGAAGAGUUAACUGCUGUCUGUGU
Molecule: messenger RNA, 2412 nt
Organism: Xiphophorus couchianus (Monterrey platyfish)
Lineage: Eukaryota; Metazoa; Chordata; Actinopteri; Cyprinodontiformes; Poeciliidae
Gene: lmx1a
Product: LIM homeobox transcription factor 1, alpha
Exons: 7
Coding region: 238-1281 (347 amino acids)
Biological process (GO): neuron differentiation; regulation of transcription by RNA polymerase II
Cellular component (GO): nucleus
Molecular function (GO): DNA-binding transcription factor activity, RNA polymerase II-specific; RNA polymerase II transcription regulatory region sequence-specific DNA binding
Source: RefSeq, a predicted model, not a curated record